AACUUAUAACAGCGCAGCUAGGGUUUUAUGUACCUAUACUCUUCUCUCUUCUCCUUCAGGCAUCAGUUUCAGUUGAUCCAGAUGGCUCUAAGAGGUGUUUGGCAGCUAAAGAAGCUGGUAGUCAGCUAUUGCAAUUGGGGCGGCAGUAGCAGGGGAAUAAGGGCAUUCAUGGAGUCUGAAUUGCCUGCAUUCAAGGAGAAAAAUCCGCAACUUGAGGUGGUCACUGAACUCAAUCGUGGUCAGCAUCCUUUCUUGAAGGGAUUAUACAAGAACAAGAAUGAGCGUGCUGUAUGUGUGAAAAACUUGAAUCAAGACGAAGUACUUGAAGCUGCGACCAAGUUAAGAAAUUCACUUGGCAGAAAGGUGGUGAAGCUGAAGACUCGGCAUGUCACGAAACAACCAAGCGUUCAAGGUACAUGGUCAACAGCAUUGGAGUUAUAAACACCAAAAGAAAAAGGUCUAUGCGGGUGUUUUCUGACAUCCUUGGUUUUAUGAUAUGGAUCUGUAAGUCACAGGUGUAGUUUUUUGGACAAACAAGUAAUGGAUAAUGUGGUCUACAUGUAUGAGAAGCGGACUUUUCCAA
Messenger RNA from Lycium ferocissimum, 583 nucleotides. RefSeq names its product large ribosomal subunit protein mL43-like. The record is from RefSeq and is a predicted model, not a curated record. Gene Ontology annotation, biological process: mitochondrial translation. The transcript is spliced from 4 exons. NCBI's taxonomy places the organism in Eukaryota, Viridiplantae, Streptophyta, Magnoliopsida, Solanales, Solanaceae. Gene Ontology annotation, cellular component: mitochondrial large ribosomal subunit. Gene Ontology annotation, molecular function: structural constituent of ribosome. The coding region runs from base 28 to 441 and encodes 137 amino acids.